AUGAACUACGUGAUCGUAGGUGGUGGGAUUGCUGGUGUGUGUUGUAUGAGACGUCUUUCGGUAUCACUACUCAGUGAUGAUAACAUCAUUUUGAUCUCUGCUAGUAAACGGGUGAAAACAGUGACAAAAUGGAGAAUGGUCGGCCAGUAUAGCGAGCAAUUCGUUGUGAAAGAAGACAACAUUGAGUCGGAUGAUCCUCGUUUCAUCUUCAUCCAAGCUGAAGUUGUACGAUGGGACUACAAAAAUAAGGAAUUGUUCCUCAGCGAUAGAACCGAUGCGGUGAAGUAUGACAAGUUGUGUAUCGCCACGGGUGCACUUCCAGUCACACCUUUUGUCAAUGAUAAG
Cooperia oncophora is the source of this 345-nucleotide messenger RNA. The record is from the annotation of a GenBank genome assembly. NCBI's taxonomy places the organism in Eukaryota, Metazoa, Nematoda, Chromadorea, Rhabditida, Trichostrongylidae.